GUUUGAACUCCAUUUCCCAGAGUCCUUUGCGGUCCAGCUUCUGACAACAAACCGCCUGGGCGUCAAAUCCGAGUGCUCAGAGUGCGUUUGACUCGGGAUAAAGGAAGUUGUGACUCUGUUCUCCUGUUAUCGGCAGCGUGAUGAUGGAAAGCGAGGGAUGAGGACGAGUGCAGCGGCGAGCGAGAGCGCUCUGUGACCGAGGCUUGGCGAGAGAAACAAAAGGCCUUUGAUGGGUCUCGCUGUGGAGCUCGGCGCCGGCUCUCGCACACGCCGCUGAGUGAAUGUUGAUGAGGCGUGUGUGUGAGUGUGUGUGUGAGUGUGUGUGAGUGUGUUACGAUGGCACCGGGUGACACGGCGGCGGAGAACGGAAAGCAGCACAAGCUCAGGACGAAGUGCGCGUCCCGGUCGCCCGAGGCAGAGUGCGCGGCUGACGGCUCGUUCGUUUUCGAGGCUCACGAAGCCUGGAAGGACUUUCACAACUCGCUGCGACAGUUCUACGAGAACGGAGAACUCUGCGACGUCACGCUAAAGGUGGGCACCAAGCUGAUCCCUUGCCACAAGCUGGUGCUGGCCUGCGUGGUGCCGUACUUCCGCGCCAUGUUCCUCUCGGACAUGGCUGAGGCCAAGCAGGAGCUGAUCGAGAUCCGCGACUUCGACGGCGACGCCAUUCAGGACCUGGUGCGCUUCGCCUACUCGUCACGUCUGACGCUGACGGUGGAGAACGUCCAGCCGCUGCUCUACGCCGCCUGCAUCCUGCAGGUGGAGCUGGUGGCGCGAGCCUGCUGCGAAUACAUGAAGGCCCACUUCCACCCGUCCAACUGCCUCGCCGUGCGCACCUUCGCCGAGAGCCACCAUCGCGUGGACCUGAUGGACAUGGCCGACCGUUACGCCUGCGAGCACUUCGGCCAGGUGCUGGAGAGCGACGACUUCACGCGCGUCUCACCGCAGCACCUCAAGACGCUGCUCAGUUCCAGCGACCUCAACAUCCACUCCGAGACGCAAGUGUACGAAGCCGCUGUCAAGUGGCUCAAAGCCAAUCCACAGCACCACGAGCUCUGGCUCCACCAGAUCAUGUCUCAGGUGCGUCUUCCUCUGCUCCCCGUGGGCUUCCUCACAGGCACCGUGGCGAAAGAGGAGAUGAUCAAGGCUGACCUGAGCUGCCGAGACCUGCUGGACGAGGCCAGGAACUACCACCUGCACCUCAGCAACAAGAGCGUGCCGGACUUCGAGUACUCGAUCCGCACCACGCCACGCAAACACACAGCGGGUGUGCUGUUCUGCGUGGGGGGACGUGGCGGUUCUGGAGAUCCGUUCCGCAGCAUCGAGUGCUACUCCAUCAGCAAGAACAGCUGGUUCUUCGGCCCUGAGAUGAACAGCAGGCGCAGACACGUGGGAGUCAUCUCUGUAGAAGGAAAGGUGUACGCAGUGGGAGGCCAUGAUGGCAGCGAGCACCUGGGCAACAUGGAGAUGUUCGAUCCCUUCACCAGCAAGUGGAUGAUGAAGGCCUCCAUGAACACAAAAAGGAGGGGCAUUGCGCUGGCCACACUCGGAGGUCCGAUCUACGCUAUAGGAGGCCUGGAUGAUAACUCGUGCUUUAGCGAUGUGGAGCGAUACGAUAUUGAGGCGGACCGCUGGAGCGCCGUCUCCCCCAUGAACACCCCUAGAGGAGGAGUGGGCUCUGUCGCUUUAGGGAGCUACGUGUACGCUGUAGGAGGGAACGACGGCGUAGCCUCCCUGUCGAGCGUCGAGCGUUUCGACCCGCACCUCAACAAAUGGAGCGACGUGCGAGAGAUGGGACAGAGGCGCGCAGGAAACGGAGUGAGCGAACUCAACGGCUGCCUCUACGUUGUAGGUGGGUUUGACGAUAACUCUCCGCUGAGUUCAGUGGAGCGCUUCGAUCCCAGGAUGAACCGCUGGGAGUACGUCGCUGAGCUCACCACGCCGAGGGGCGGAGUCGGUGUUGCUACGGUGAUGGGGCGGGUCUUUGCUGUGGGCGGGCACAACGGAAACAUCUACCUGAACACGGUGGAGGCGUUUGAGCCGCGCGUGAACAGGUGGGAGUUGGUUGGCUCAGUGUCUCACUGCAGGGCCGGAGCGGGCGUGGCCGUCUGCGCCACACAUAUCAGUCAGAUUCGAGACGUGGGUCAGGGUUCGAGCAACGUGGUGGACUGCAUGUAGUGACAUGCUUAGAGAACGGAUACAACACGGUGUCCACACACACACACACACACACACACACACACACACACACACACACACAGAGCACCACAUCUCUCCUAAACACCACACACACUCCACAUACAGCUCCGCAAUGUUCUCAACAUCUAUACACACAUAUUACACGCUCCAAAUACUACACCCGCUACACAGUUAAAAUACCGCAACACUACACUCCGCUGCAGCAGUAUCAGUUCCUCUGAAUUCUCAUCGUGUCAGUGUGUGAAAUCUUCCUCAUAUCAGAGUUCUCAUGUUGCUUUAAAGACUAUGAAGUUUCAGUAAUACUUUGAUGUAUAAAAAACAGGAAGCAUGUGCUACACAAUCUCUAUUUACCGUUUAGUUCAUAGUUCAAGAUAAUCAGAUUUGUGAAGAACAGUUAUAAUGACAAAUAGCUUCGUUCUUUUUGGCUCAAAGUUAACUAACAGGCAUAACUCAGAUAGUAGUUCUCAUCUUUAGCAACUCAUGCUAACCAGUGGUUAUCAUCAUGGAACUCGCUGCUUCAUCAUAACUACCCGUUAAACAAAGCAAAGCCAAGUAAACACGAACGAUCUAGCUAGCUGACGACGCUGACAGCCGAGCAGCCAUCUUGCUCACGUCUUGAGAAGGACCUACACCGAGCCAUUUUAAUACACUGCUUUUUGUACGAGGAUUUUAUUGUGCACUAUCUUUCCUAGACUAGAAACCAGGCUUGAGUAUAUUUUUUGUCUGAAAGAUGAACUGACACUAAGACGUUAGUGCUUUUUCAGAAUGUUCAAAAAGGGUUCAUAGUGCCGAUUCUGCUUUUUCUCUGCAGAUCGUGUGAAAAAGGAAUUUCUGUGGUUUCACAUAUCUUAGCUGUAUCGUAGUUUGAUUUUUUUUUUUUUUUUUUUUUUUUUUAAGUUUUUAAUCUCGAUAAAGUUUUAAGCCUGUGCUUUUUGGAAUGAAUUUAUAUGUAUUUAUAUGUGUGCUAAUAAUUAUAUCUUUCUUUUCAGUUUAUAUAUUGAAACAUGUCAUUACUUUGAACACAUCAUCUUGUGUUUGACAAUGUUUUUUUUUUUGGUGUACUUUUUUAAUUCCAUAGUAUAUUUAUCCUUUUUGUCAUCAGGCAUCACAUCUGCAAUCAUUUGUGACCUACGUAUUUAUAUUUAUUUUCACGUAUUUAAAGCACAGAGAAUCAUAACCGUAUGAGGUUGUUUACAAACUGCCAUGAAGCGUGACGAGCGCUUGACUUGUGCAAUUCUGGGUUUCAGUAUCAGAGCCUUUUGUAUCUGAUUUGAAGAAAACGUGACUGAUACAUGACACAUAUAAAAUGGGUCUGAACUUCCCAAACCAGUUCCUGAGAGUCCCUCUGCCUUUUUCUGUCCUGAUCCAAUUUGGUAAAAGGAGUAGUUUGAUGAAUUUAUGCAGUUUUUACACUCAAAUCUAGGAUUAUUUUUAUUUUUAUUUUAUUUUAUUGCAUUUAAUCACACGAAUAUCAUUUCAGGAUUUAGGAUAGAAAACACUGGUACUGGGAUGGGAACCAUGACUGAAUUGUUCAAUGUGUGAAAGUUUCUCUAUCAGACAUGCACCUAUUUUAGGAUGAGAGCUACUGUAGUGAAUCGACACUUCCUGUACAGUGGUACUUCCUGUUUCCAAUAAGGUACUGUACUUGUUCAACUGAACUUCAUGCUCUCAUCUGUUAGUUUGUAUUAUUCAAAUAAAGUUAUAAGGAAUAUUGUAAUGAAAUAAAAUGCUUGUGCAUCCAGUG
Messenger RNA from Pangasianodon hypophthalmus (striped catfish), 3943 nucleotides. RefSeq names its product kelch-like family member 8 (gene klhl8). The record is from RefSeq and is a predicted model, not a curated record. Lineage: Eukaryota; Metazoa; Chordata; Actinopteri; Siluriformes; Pangasiidae. The coding region runs from base 337 to 2178 and encodes 613 amino acids. Gene Ontology annotation, molecular function: protein binding. The transcript has 11 exons.